Molecule: messenger RNA, 2301 nt
Organism: Aspergillus alliaceus
Lineage: Eukaryota; Fungi; Ascomycota; Eurotiomycetes; Eurotiales; Aspergillaceae
Product: nucleoside phosphorylase domain-containing protein
Exons: 2
Coding region: 168-2033 (621 amino acids)
Biological process (GO): nucleoside metabolic process
Molecular function (GO): catalytic activity
Source: RefSeq, a predicted model, not a curated record
CUCAAAAGGCUCUAGACUUGAUCAUUUUAAGACGUUUUAUGAAUCGUAUCUUUAUCUGAUAUUCGGGACUGACCGAAUAUCUGACAUAAGGCUGUCGAAGAGAACACACUCUAGCCUCAUUGUUUCCAUCUUGGUCAGAGGCUAGCUCAAGCCCUCAAUUAAUCGUCAUGGCAGACCCGCUCAGCAUUACGGCUAGUAUUAUCGGAAUUGCUACUCUGGGUUUCCAGAUCGCAAAAGGAUUAUACAAAAUUGCGGACGGCAUUGGUUCUGCAGGAGAGGAGGUCCGGCUAUAUGCAGGAGAAAUCAAUGAAUUCUCCAAACUUCUGAACCAUAUCAGAGCGCAAAUAUUAGCUACACCUGAUAUUCCAUUCAGUUCGCGAAGCUUGAUAAAGGAUGUUAUUGAUAUUUGUGAUAAGGUUCUCCAACCCUUCCAUUGCCUACAGAAAACCCUGGAGUCCUUCUUCACCCGGUUUAAACAAAGCCCCAACAAGCUCAAAAAAUUCGGUCUUGGUGUUGGAUGGGUUUUCUGUUAUAAGAAAAAGUUGCUGUUUUAUUUAGAUACACUUAGGAAUCAACACAGGAUCCUUAAUACAGCACUUGACUUAGCCAACUUGCAAACCACGAAGGACAGGACUCCCCAAAGCAUAUGUAUUCUGCAGCUGUCUCUCGAAAACUCCAUGGCUGCGAUUAAUAUGUCACCUAACAGUAGCACAGGAGGCAGUAUUUUCUCCAUUAGAGGCACAAAUGAGCAGCCGUCCAGAAAAUUUCUUCUCUCAACUAGCGAAAGGAUGUCCAACCUUUCAAGUAAUAGUGAGAAUGCCGAACCGCCGCCACAGAUAGAGAAUGACCUGGACCCUCAAAGUUCAACCGACCUCGUUGCACCAAGCAGUAUUUCACAAGAUCACGAAGAUCAGCUAACAGCUCAUGAAAUGCAACUCAUAGAACACCAGAUUGACCAAUAUCAGGGUACAGAUUUAGGCACAACUGCUGACGAGUUAUGGGAAGACACACGCUCUCUCUCACGGAAGGCGAAGCGAUGGGCAUCUGAAGCCCUUUGCUCGCUGGAAACUAAAGCUGCAGCUUCGUUGGGGACGUUGCCAAGCUUUACCCACAAAGACUAUACUGUGGGGUGGGUCUGUACCCGCUCCAUAGAGUAUGCAGUGGCUGAAGGAAUGUUAGACGAACAACAUCCGGCUCUUCCAGUAACUGAAAACGACCCGAAUACGUAUACAUUGGGAAGAAUAAUAAGGCACAACGUCGUCCUCGUAUGCAUAUCUGCAGGGACCAUGGACACAGGGGUUGCAAGCACUGCUAUAUCAGAGAUGCUUCGAAGUUUCCCAAAUAUAAGGAUACGACUCCUGGUUGGGAUUGGAGAUGGAGUUCCAAACCUAUAUAGCGAUAUACGCCUUGGCGAUGUAGUGGUUGGCUCCCCGACUUCAUCAUCAGAUGGCCUUAUACUUUUCGACAGUAGUGGCGAUGAGAUUGUUGAGACCGGCACACUCGAGACACCACCUAGAGAACUCAGAAGCACACUUUCGAUAUUGCAAGCUCGACAUAUAAGAAGAGAACCUGAAAUACCUCGUUAUAUUAGAGAGAUGUUAGAAGCAAAUCGGGCUAUGCGUCUUUCAUUCUCCGCUCCAGACCCUGGAGGUGACUUGCUCUUCCAAUCAUAUUAUGAGCACCUUGAUAAGAGCAAUAAGAGUCUGCGAAGUUGUCUUGAAUGUGACCCCUCUCAAGUGAUACCGCGGCCAGCACACAGAGGCAGACCUGCUAUUCAUUAUGGCACUAUCGCAUGGACUAAUUCAACCACCAAAAGUGGUUUCGCCCGUGAUGCUAUUGCCCGCCAGAAGUCCAUAUACAGCAUGGAGAAGGGAGCUAUGGGACUGAUGAAUUUUUUCCCUUGUCUUGUUAUUCGAGGGAUUUGGAACUACUCUGACUCCCACUGGAAUACAAUAUGGCAGGGCUAUGCGGCAGCAACUGCUGCAGGAUACGCCAAAGAAAUACUUGAGACAGUACAAACCGCUCAGACGUAGACCGAAAUCGUCUGACAGCCGUCCUAUUGGACGAUUAUACAUAGUUCGUUAACUUCUAGAAUAUAACGUAUACCUUCCUCUCUUCAAAUUGGAUGUGAAUCAGUGUUAAGGUUACACAGCAUAGCAGAGCUUCCAAGAACUGAGUCACCACACGUACAGUCUAGCUUUGAACGGCCGGUAAGCACUAACGGAUUGAGGACAUUGUCUUGCUACAUCUUAUCUUACUACAAGACUCUAAAAUGUAAUUUGACUUCCGGCACAUGUGCAA